Sorghum bicolor (sorghum) is the source of this 1845-nucleotide messenger RNA. RefSeq lists its product as uncharacterized. The record is from RefSeq and is a predicted model, not a curated record. The transcript has a single exon. NCBI's taxonomy places the organism in Eukaryota, Viridiplantae, Streptophyta, Magnoliopsida, Poales, Poaceae. The coding region runs from base 497 to 1438 and encodes 313 amino acids. Gene Ontology annotation, biological process: shoot system development; root development.
GGUUAAAAUGAUUGAUAUUUAUAAGACCGAGGGGGCUACCAUUUGUGUUUUAAUUUGACAAUUCUUGGUAUAUUAUAAGACAUUUUUAUUAGGACUGAUAUUAUAUGACUUUACUUGGUCACCAAUCCAUCAGUACAACAUUCUUCUCUGCACAUGACAAACCACAAACAGUAAAGUCUGCUGUCUUUUCCAGUUCCAGCAAGACCGAGGGAGUAUCACUAUCUUCCCCAGCAAGAUAACUGGGGCUUUGCAAGCAUAUUUCUUCGGACACAAGCCAACCAAGCUCCAUCACCGCUUGGCCGCUUGGGUCAAACGGGUCAAACUUCACCCAGCCAACGCCCACCCGUGCGGGCUCUCUUACCACGUCACCAUCGCGCCAGGAUGCUCUUAUAAAACACCUCGCGCCUCCCCCGCUCACCACCACCGCCCGCAUCCAAGUCCAAGCCUCCUCUCCUCUUCCCGGCCAAAGCAGAGCAAGCCAUCAGAAGCAGUGCAGAUGGCAGUGGGGUUCCGUCGGACGCUCACCUCGCUGGCGUCUUCCAAGUCGGUGGCGCCGUCGUUCCUUCUCGACUGCGCCCGCCCCAAGAAGCUGUCGUACGCGCGGGUGCGGUCCACCAGCCUCCCCGUGCGCCUCCACCCUCUGGCGGCGGCGCUGCACGACUCGGCGCGCGCGCUGCUGGCGUGGGCGGACGCGCCCGCGCAGACGGGGCCCGCGUGGGUCGCCGACGGAUCCCGGCGCGCGGGCCGCGUCCUGUCGGGCCUCGCGGACCUCCUGGACCACCCGCAGGCCCGCGACGCGCUGCGGCGGCACCCCUGGACGGAGCAGCUCCUCGACGACCUCCUCCUGCUCGCCGACCUCCACGGCUCCUUCCGCGAGUCGCUCGUGGCGCUCAAGCAGCUCCUCGCCGAGACGCACGCGGCGCUGCGCAGGCGCGACUACGGCGCCCGCCUCGGCGCCGCGCUGCGCGCGCAGCGGCGGUCGGCGCGGGAGGUGUCCCGCCUGGCCUCCGCCGCGCGCGACCUCUCCCACCGCGCCGCGCCCGGCGACGAGCCCGACGAGGCCACGCUCGCCGACGCCUUCGCGGCCGCCACGGCCGCCGUGUCCGCCGCCUCGUCCGCGGUCUUCGCCGGCGUGUCGGCCGCCUCCGCCGAGUCCGCGGCCAGCGCCGCGCCGUCGCCGAGGACGCCGACGCCCUACUCCCCCGCGCGGACCCCCGGAAGCCCGAUGUGGCUGGUCACCGACCUGCUCCGGCGGCGGCGGACCGUGUCGUUCGAGGACUCGUGCAACGAGGAGGAGGAGGAGCGGAAGGCGGCCAUGGGCAGGGUCCGCGGGCUCGAGGAGUGCGUCGACGCCGCCGAGGCAGGCUGCGAGGAGGUGUACCGCGCGCUCGUCAACGCCAGAGUCUCCCUGCUCAACCUGCUCACGCCCACAUUCUGAUUCAUUCAUUCAUUCUGACGCCCUCUCGAUCUCCUCUUCGCCUUCCUUCCUCGACAGAGAAACUCUUGGCGGAUCAAACGUUUUUGCUGUGAUGAUGACUGUGAGGCAUUCCAUUUUGGUUCUUUUUUUUUCGGUGUGUAAAUGAUGUAAAUACGUAGUACUUCGGGAUUGUAAAGGGAACUAGUUCCAGACAAGCCUGUGGAUUUUGCGCUUGUGUCCAAUUCCCGUGGCCCUCUCCUCUGCUCCUGCCCAAAGCGCGAGCCAUCUGUCUUGAUUGUUUUCCAGCAAAAUUAGCAGGCGAGCGAAGCAAAAGUUAGUUUCAAUUGCACAAUAAUGUAUUACUGCAUUGUGCAGAGAAGAAAAUUGUUCAGAUUUUCUGGAUUGUGAAGAUAAAAGAUUGUUGGUCC